GGCGGCGCGGGGGCCGGCGACAGCGAGACUGUCCAGCACUUCCCGCUCGCGCGGCCCAAGUCCCUGAUGCAGAAGCUCCAGUGCUCCUUCCAGGCGGCCUGGCUCAAAGAUUUCCCCUGGCUGCGGUACUCCAAGGACACCGGCCUCAUGUCCUGCGGAUGGUGCCAGAAGACCCCCGAGGACGGCGGCGGCGGCGACCUUCCGCCGGUGGGGCACGACGAGCUGUCGCGAGGGACCCGCAACUACAAGAAAACCCUCCUCCUGAGGCACCACGUCUCUACCGAGCACAAACUCCACGAAGCCAACGCCCAGGAAUCUGAAAUACCUUCAGAAGAAGGAUACUGUGACUUUAAUAGUAGGCCAAAUGAGAACUCUUAUUGCUAUCAACUUCUUCGACAACUAAAUGAGCAGAGAAAGAAAGGUAUUCUUUGUGAUGUCAGCAUUGUGGUGAGCGGAAAAAUCUUUAAAGCUCAUAAGAAUAUCCUGGUUGCAGGCAGCCGUUUCUUUAAGACUUUAUAUUGCUUUUCAAACAAAGAAAGCCCUAACCAAAACAAUACUACCCAUUUAGAUAUUGCUGCAGUUCAAGGUUUCUCAGUCAUCUUGGACUUCCUGUACUCUGGUAACCUGGUGCUCACAAGCCAAAAUGCCAUUGAAGUGAUGACCGUGGCCAGCUAUCUGCAGAUGAGCGAAGUUGUUCAAACUUGCCGAAAUUUCAUUAAAGAUGCCUUAAAUAUAAGCAUUAAAUCCGAAGCUCCAGAGUCUGUGGUUGUGGACUAUAACAAUAGAAAGCCAGUUAAUAGAGAUGGUCUGUCUUCAUCACGGGAUCAAAAAAUUGCCAGUUUUUGGGCAACACGGAAUCUUACCAAUUUGGCAAGUAAUGUAAAAAUUGAAAAUGAUGGCUGUAAUGUCGACGAGGGCCAAAUAGAAAACUACCAAAUGAAUGACAGUAGUUGGGUCCAGGAUGGUUCACCUGAAUUGGCUGAAAAUGAAGCCCAAGGUCAGACAAAAGUGUUUAUUUGGAAUAAUAUGGGCUCCCAGGGAAUUCAAGAAACUGGCAGCAAAACAAGGAGGAAAAACCAAACUGCAAAGAGAUUUAUUUAUAAUAUACCACCUAAUAAUGAAACAAGUUUAGAAGAUUGCUCAGUGAUGCAGCCUCCUGUUGCCUACCCAGAAGAAGAUAUGUCAUUCAUUAAGGAAGAACCAGAUCUGGAUGGUGCUCUGCUCUCAGGGCCGGACUGCGAUAGGAGUGUGAACACAAACUUACUGGCAGAAGCCAGCUUGGGGCAGGAUGGAGGCGAUGCUGGUACUUCACAAGAUUUCAAGUAUGGCCUAAUGCCUGGCCCAUCAAGUGAUUUCAAGUAUGGAUUGCUACCAGGUACUUCAAAUGAUUUCAAGUAUGGAUUGCUACCAGGUGCUGCAAACGAUUUCAAGUAUGGAUUAUUGCCUGAAUCUUGGCCAAAACAAGAAACUUGGGAAAAUGGUGAAUCAUCUCUAAACAUGAACAAGUUAAAAUGCCCUCAUUGUACCUAUGUAGCCAAAUACAGACGAACACUAAAAAGGCAUUUGCUCAUUCAUACGGGAGUCCGAUCCUUUAGCUGUGAUAUUUGUGGAAAACUGUUUACUCGCAGAGAGCAUGUAAAAAGACAUUCCCUGGUGCAUAAAAAGGAUAAGAAAUACAAAUGUAUGGUGUGUAAGAAGAUCUUCAUGUUAGCUGCCAGCGUUGGGAUAAGACAUGGAUCUCGACGCUAUGGUGUUUGUGUAGACUGUGCGGAUAAAUCACAGCCAGGAGGGCAGGAAGGUGUGGAUCAGGGACAGGACACAGACUUCCCUCGGGAUGAGGAAUAUGAGGAGAACGAAGGCGGGGAAGCCGACGAAGAGCUGGCUGACGAUGGGGAAGAUCAGAACGACCCGUCGCGCUGGGAUGAGCCGGGAGAUGUUUGUAUGUCUCUGGAUGAUUAACUGGCCUACUCUGCUCCUCAAGGAUGCUGCAUUUGGACGUAAUACGAAUCGACAGUUUGAAUUGUUGAACUUGAAGGCUUGCAAAAUAUGGUACAUGCUGGAUGGUAGUUAUGUUGCUGUGAAAACUGUAGGGUCAAAGCCUUAUAGCAAAAAAAUUUUUUUUAUAUUUGCACAGGACUGUACAGCAAACAACCUUGUGGUUGGAUUACAUGGAGUCCCCACAUCUUCAGUCAGUUAUCAAAGUAAAAAUAUUUUUUAUUUAUAGGAUAUACAGUAACUGUUUGGGUCCUAUGAAAAUGGAGUACCUGUCCUUAAAGAGCUGACAUUCACGUACCAGUUUAACAUGAAUGAAGAAAAUCCAGUUACGAGAAUACAGUGACAGCUGGCCCAGUACUCUUGUCCACCAAACCACUCAGGCUAGUUUGUACUAGUAGAGUUUUGUUUCUAUUUUUAUUUUUAUUAAUUUUAUUUUUUUUAAUACAGAUUUUCAGUGAGGGGCCUUUUCAACCCCAUUGGUUGUACUUUUCUGUAUUUUCCAUUUUGAUUUGCUUCAUAAGUUAAACCAAGUCUCUUCUAGUCUUAGGUAUUAUUUCUCAAUUUUGUGCUGAUGGGCAUGUUUAUAAGAACUGGAGAGGUAAUUUAUUGGAAUGAACUAACUGACUUCCUCCAUUCCCCCUUCCUUUUGACAUGAAUUUUACUACUUCACAGAUGAAGAAUGAUGUUGCAAAGUUACCGUGGCGAAGUCGACAAAUACCACUAAAUGAUUAUGAUUCAGAGGUCACUUCCUCUUGCUGCUCUAAUCUGAUAAAUGGUUACUAUAUGACGUUUUCUGACAUGGUAUUCGGUUUUGGGUAUCUGUUACUUUGGCACUAUUCUUGUUUGCCUCUUUUUAUUUUUGCCAGUGUACUAUACCUCAGUCCUAUUUGAAGACAGAAAUCUGAUCGAAAGAAAAGUCAUAGAAACAAAAGUAAAAUGAUUUGUUUUAUGAUUGAUCCUCCAUGUCCAGUUUGGUUAGCUUGUUAUGCAAUAGAAGUGAAAUAUCAGGUUUUUACUCUUGUGCCCUUUUAUCAUUAAAAUUAACACAAAAAUUGCAUUCUCUUUUGUUUCAUACUUACUGGGAUAUUGAGUGUUUUAAAAUUAUGAUAGACAAUUAUUUUCUCAAUUCCUUAAAGUCACUACACCUUGAUAGACAGUCUUUCUAGUAGUCACUUUGAUUCAGUGAUCUGCAAAAGUCUUACAAAUAAAAUAUCGAGAGGCUUUACAAUUUAUGAUGAACUAAAUUCUUCAGGGUACAAGGGGCGAUGUAUUACAAAGUAGAAAUUGUCAGGUUGAUUUAGCCCGAUGAUAGAUGAAUUAGCUGAUUAUAAAACUCAAAGCAGCAUUUCAUGUAAUUAAUAUUAACAUGCACAGCAUUUAUCAGGAACAUAUUGUACAGUAUAUGAGAGUGAGGGAUAUCAUAUUUUCAGCUUUCUUUUAAAUAGAAAGUGAGUCUAUUUUCCUAUUGUGUAUCAGGUCACUAAGUUAUGCUCCCCAUGUGAGAAGCUGCAGAGCAUACUUCACAGACAUAACCCUUUUGGUGCUCCAUCUGAUCAGGGCUGAAACAUCGAUACUUUUCUAAGAGACAGGCUUUCCCAUUGUCUCUGAUUUCAGUAGAAUGAUGCUUAAGUGUUAGUGAUGUUUCUGCCGGGAUAAAUAAAAAAUAUAAAGUAUAGUUACAUGGUCAGAUGCUUCAUUCAUUAUCUAAACUUUAUUAUAGUUUCUACAUAACUGUAAAACUGACAUGAAUAGUUUUGGUUUGAUUUUUGUUUAAGACUGAAGAGUACAUCUUAUUCUCAGUGUUCUAGAUAAAUGAGUAAAAUGUAGUUCUGGUGGGGUCCAAAGUAGAUGAUAGUUGGGCAAAGAUACUAUGAAUGAAGAAGUAUUUUAAGCGUAAAAUGUUCUGCAUUGUGAAUAUGUAAGUAUAGUAUAAAGAUUUCUUUCAUCCCACUUAUCCCCCUCCUUUAAAAUAAACCAUAGUUUACAAUUCGUAGAUCUGUCUAUAUAUAAAUAUAUAUUAAAGAGAAGAGAUAUAUAUCUGAAAGUCACUAAAUCUGCUUUAUUAGACUGCAGGGUCACUUAUUGCAUAGAAACUGGACUGGGCUUUACACUCUUGUGUAAAUGUACUUUACUUUUCCCAAGAUAUGAACUUGCUCUUUUUAAGCUGAAUUUUCUUUUUACUACUUAAAUCAUUUAUGUAUAUCUGGUAAAUUAUGACCAAAUUUUUGUUAGAUUGCAUACAGUGAAUUGAAAUACAUGUGGUACACUACGGGAUUGUUGUGCUUUUGUUUUGGUUUUAGUUGGAACAAGGUUUAUGUAGAUGCUUGUUACUGUUAAUUUAAAAUAUUCUAUAAUUGUCCAUUACCUUUUAUGUUGUGUUGUGACAGAUUGGGCUAUAUUUUUAGUCAACUGAAAUAUGAUACUUUACAAUUUUGUUUUUAGAAAGGUAAUCCAAAGGAAACAUGUUUAUACUCUUGAAUAUAUUAGCCUCAGCCUAUAUAAAAGUUUCUUCUUUAAAGUAAACGUUUUACCAGAAACAGAGCUGACAGACUUUUCUACUUGCUGACUGCCUAACUUAUUUUGUUUCAUGAUCUUGAGGGACUGCCUUUACCCUUCUAGAUCUUUUUAAAAAAAAUAGUUUUAGUACUAAGGUAUACUACUGGACGUUUCUAUUUUUUUAAGUAUAUUCUUUUUUUCUGACUUACAGUACAACUUUAGGAAGUUGAGACACUAAAAACUUGUGGUUGGUCUCAGAGGUAACACGGAAGACUCAUAGUUUUGUCUGUGGAGCCCUGGCAGAAUUAUGCGUUACACGUUUGCUGAACUUUUCUCUGUAACUUAUAUUUUAAAUGAAAAAUGUUUAGAGCUUUUAAUUUUAAUGAAGGGGAAGAGCAUAAACCGUCUCUUUCCUGCUCACUCUAUAAUACAGACCCUCUCAGAUAAACCGAGGUCCUGCACUGUUUGUUAGGCUUCUCAGACAGUUGCCUCCACGUGGUCCCCACGCUGUUGUUGGGUUUGGCUCUCAUUUUUCAUAGUCACUAGAUGUUUCGCUAAAUUUUAGUACCCUUGCAACUAAGAGCUGAAGAAAGAAGAAACGUUACAGGAAGGGGAACUGAACAGUCAUGAGUAGCUUUGAAAUUUGGGGGGAAACAUCAGCUAGUCUGGGUAGAGCCAUCCUGAUGAGAAGCGCGGGGUGAAUUGAGUAGGCUCGUGUCAAGUGCUCAGGACACUGUCUGGCAGUCGUUCAGUAAUAGACCGGAACCAAGAGGAAGAGAAGAAGCGAGAAAGGGAGCAAAUAGGAAAUGAAAGGAUCAGGGCUUGGAAACUUCUGCUACUACGUUAUAGUGUAAGAGGCCCGGAAAUAACUGGAGCAGCAUAAUCAUGGGGGAAGUGAUGAGAUGGGUUUUAAAAAUCAUAAAUUUUAAAACUUUGAUAAGCUUUAUUUAUAUUUUUAGGACUUUGUCAACAUAGAAUGAAGAGUUUAUUUUUCUGAAUAAUGAUUCCAAAAGCUACCAUUUUUUAGUGCCUACACGUGCCCGUUAAGCUUUAUUUUCUCUAUUCCUUCUGAGGUCGGUGCUAGUCUCCAUCUCACAGAGGAGGGAAGGCUCCGAGCAGCCCGCCUGCUGUGACAGCCCCGCAGCAGGGGCAGAGCAGCCCAGGCGCUCUUUGGAAGGCUCCACUGCGGCCUCGUUCAACAGCUUUUGUAGAAGUUCAGCUCUUUAAGGAGUCUAAUAUGGAGACACAUUUUCCCUUUAAAACAGCUGUUAGGAAUUGGAGUGUCUAAUCCUUUCUCCCCCAGGUAUCCUCACUACUCUUUCCUCCGGAUGCAGCCUUUGUUUCGUCACCCGACUACAAGUAAGACACCCAGCCUCAGUGUGGCACAUGCUAUGAUUGGCUGUGGCAUUUUCAUUUUUAAACGAAGAACAAGCUAUGAACCCCAGUUUUUGUGCCGUUCAGUCACCCAGAUCCUUAAACUUAACUAUGGUACAGGUGACUUUUCUUAGUCACUUUAGGAUUUAAAAUGGAAAGCUUUGUUCCUGCUGUAUCCCUGCUUUCAAGUGAAGUGGAACCGUUCUAGGUUGUUUUCAGCUGGGUAGGGAUAAUUCAGUGAAGCCCUGAAUUUUAUGACAUUGGGUACUUAGAUUUGGAGUACACUGGCUAUUGAGAACAAAGUUUUGGGUUGAGGAGAGGGAUGGUUGAGGCCAUUAUGAAAUGGGAGAAUCAGCAUUUAAACACUGUAAACAUAAAAAGAACACUUUCUUCUGCCUGCUGUUUGUAAAAGCUCUUUGGGAAGAUCUUUUACGAAGACCAAUUUUUUAAUGUAAGUUACCUACCUAGUAUAAGUGUCCUAAGACAUGUAUGUAAACUUCCACAACUGUUUUGUCUGUGUAUUUAGAAAAUACACAAGAAUCUUUAUCAAACCUAAAAAUAUAAACUUGUGAGCACUAAACUGCUUCUGACUUGUGAAUUUUGUUGCUUCUGACAUUUAAUUCAGAUUUUUUUGCAUUUAAAGUGUACAAAAUUCGACUAAUUGGGGUAGGGGAACACCUUUGUAAACUUUGACUUAUGUAUAAUUCAGAUAUCUUUGUACUUAAGGUUUACAAGUUUGGAUUAUAGACUGUUCUAAGGGUUUUUGUUUGUAUGUUUUUAUAUGAAGUGCAUAAGUGACUCAAACUACCUCCUAGUACUGCUUGGAGAACUGCUCUUGUGAACAGCAGUGAUUUCUAAUCAGCUCGUCUUUUAUCGUGGUAACUUUAAGGAUUCUCUACAGGUUUUAGAAAACAUUAAAAUAUUUCCCCUGUAA
Molecule: messenger RNA, 6799 nt
Organism: Miniopterus natalensis
Lineage: Eukaryota; Metazoa; Chordata; Mammalia; Chiroptera; Miniopteridae
Gene: ZBTB10
Product: zinc finger and BTB domain containing 10
Biological process (GO): regulation of transcription by RNA polymerase II
Molecular function (GO): protein binding; RNA polymerase II cis-regulatory region sequence-specific DNA binding; DNA-binding transcription factor activity, RNA polymerase II-specific
Source: RefSeq, a predicted model, not a curated record